Messenger RNA from Aspergillus chevalieri, 2034 nucleotides. RefSeq lists its product as uncharacterized. Bases 1 to 2034 code for a protein of 677 amino acids. Gene Ontology annotation, biological process: DNA-templated transcription. The transcript has 3 exons. Lineage: Eukaryota; Fungi; Ascomycota; Eurotiomycetes; Eurotiales; Aspergillaceae. Gene Ontology annotation, molecular function: DNA binding; DNA-binding transcription factor activity, RNA polymerase II-specific; zinc ion binding. The record is from RefSeq and is a predicted model, not a curated record. Gene Ontology annotation, cellular component: nucleus.
AUGGAGACACCAGACCAUAGUCAGUCAAAUAAAAGUACGAGACCAUACCGUUCGCGACUACAGCCAGCCUGCCACUCCUGCCGAAAACGCAAAUCCCGAUGCAAGACCACGGACUCCUCGAGCGCAUGUGUUACAUGCCAAUUGCACGGGACGGAAUGUGUCUAUCCUCGGGUAACAGAUGAGAUUCCACAGCGGAGUCGUACACCGCGGACGUUGGCGGCCAAGGCGAGGCAGGAUGGCGGUAAUCGGCCAGCAUCAACCCGGACCAGCCAGAUACGGAGGACAGCUUCGAGCUCCAAUUACAGUCCACAGCUGUUCCAACCACUUCCGGAUACAGAAAUUCACACUACUAAUACGGCAGUAAGGCCUUCAGAGACAUUAGGAUCUUCUAAAGAGACCGGACAAGGCGGCCUAUUCUCCAACUUCAUGGGCAUCGUGGCCGAGACCGGGGAUGAUAGCUCUCACAUCGUCAGCCCGGCAGUCGCAAAUGACAACGAUGUUCUGGAAAGCUAUCUAUCUACAAUACCCGGUGCUCGUAGGCGAUGUCUGAUCCGGCCUAGCUUCGACUCCGGAAGAGCUAUCAAGCCGGUACUUUUCAAUACCGUCUCGAGACGACCGCUAGGUAUGAACACGAAGCAAACCCUAGCGGCAACGAAGUGCGAAUAUAUUGAGAAAUAUCUCGAGCCGGGGGUGGCAGAUGUUGUUGACUUGUUCUUCCAGAAUGCAAACAUAUGUUUCCCGAUAUUCGACGAAGCAUCCUUUCGAAACGCCUACCGCACGCAUAAAGAAAAAAUCUCACCAGCACUCCUUUGCAAUCUAUACGCCAAUGCGUUAAUCUACUGGGACAACUCACCCAGACUGCGCUCCGUUCGCUCACCUGAUAUCCGCUUCAUCUGGAACCAAGCCAACGAGGCCCUCCAUUCAGAGCUGUGGUUGUGCCCGGGGAUAUCAACAGUCAUGGCAAUUAUCCUUAAUGUCUGCGGCAGACCGAGUACCUCGAUUUUUGGUAAUGGAGGAAUGAUCGGGACGGCGGUUGCUUUGUGCAAUGCAUUGGGUCUCAACCGUGACCCUUCGAACUGGAAUAUAUCACCGCUAGAGAAGAGGUUUCGGAUCCGAAUUUGGUGGUUGGUUAAUGUGCAUGACUCUUGGUGCAGCUUAGCAUAUGGAACACCACCCCAAAUCAACAGCGCACAACAUGACGUCCCCUUCCCACGAUUAGAGGACCUCUGUGAGGCCUCUUUCACAUCAGAACGAAAAGCAGCAGCCUCCAUAUUCAUCGCCCUAACGACCUUAACCGCCGUCCUGGGCCGCUACCUCGAACACAUCUACCAAGUCUCCAAAACCAACCUCCCAUAUCCUCCGGAAAUGCAAUCUACUACAUAUUUCGAACAUAUCCUCAGCAAAUGGGAAGAAUCAUUACCAGAUGACAUCCGCAGACUAGUCCUCCGCGGCACACAUCUAAAUGCACCAGGAGCAGCAAAUUUCCGACUAGCUUAUCUAGCAGUGAAGCUUCUCCUUCGACGCAUCCAGCUUGACCUCGAUACAAAAGACGCUGCCGUUCACGUUGAAGAAGACGCAACCACAUCGCAAUUUUAUCUACAAGCCCAGCGAGCAGCUGAGGAUAUCGUACAUCUAAUCCAGGAACUAGACGAAUCUCAUUUCCGGGGGUUCUGGAUCCCCGUUAAUGCAUUCUCGCUAACCUCAGCCACGACGUUUCUGCUACGCAGUGGUCUGCGAAUGGGGACUUCCACGUUAAGCAGUCGUAACGCACCCCUAAGGAUAGCCAGGGAGAUGAUCAACACACUACAUUCCCAUCGAUUACAUUUUUCGUGGGACCUUGCGGACCACUGUCUUGCUAGUUGUAGUGAAUUGGUGGAGAAGAUUAGUUCCGUUGAGGCAGGGGGUGAUGGAUUGGGGGAUAUGGGAAUUUUGGACUUUGAGAAUCAGGUUGAUGUGGAUUUAUCGGCGUUGGAGGAUUUUUUGGAUGGGUUCCCGGGUUUUGUGGAUGGGCUUGAGAUGCCGAUGCCUCUUUGA